Anastrepha obliqua is the source of this 1887-nucleotide messenger RNA. Its product is annotated as DENN domain-containing protein 1B-like. NCBI's taxonomy places the organism in Eukaryota, Metazoa, Arthropoda, Insecta, Diptera, Tephritidae. Gene Ontology annotation, cellular component: intracellular membrane-bounded organelle; cytosol. Gene Ontology annotation, molecular function: guanyl-nucleotide exchange factor activity; phosphatidylinositol phosphate binding. Bases 215 to 1813 code for a protein of 532 amino acids. The record is from RefSeq and is a predicted model, not a curated record. Gene Ontology annotation, biological process: endocytosis; endocytic recycling. The transcript has 7 exons.
AAAAAUUAUAUUUUUUUUGGUUGAACAAAAUCGAAACUCAUGCUUAUAAUAAUUAUAAUAUAAAUAUUAAAAACGGGCUUUACAUUAAACAAAUUUACAGUAUCGCAAUAAUUUGGAAGUUAAUACAAAACUAAUCCUUUGAUUGUAGUCGUAAAUUAGAGGGAUCAUUGGAAAAAGUCUAAAUAAUUUUUGUAACGCUUCGGGAAAGUGCGCUAUGAGCAACAAUUUAGCAGGAAUGCCUGGUACAAGAGUUCAUGCCGACGUAGAUACUCUCUUCGAUGCAUAUUGCGAAUUACAUUUUCCUGUAGGUAAUAUGCGAAGUACCAACAAACAUAAUUCGGGCUCAAUUUCAGAAACUUUUCCCGCAAAUUUUCGCGACAACGAAAUAUUGAAAAUGCUACAGUUAUGCGCAGCUGUACCAUGUGAAUUUGAAAACGAAUCGGUGCUCAUGUAUUCAUUUGUUUUGACCUCGGAAGAUUCUCAUUGGCGAUUUUGUUUUUGUCGACACGAUUUCAAAGCCAAAUAUAUCAUGGUUAUACUCACUCGCCUGCCCUGGCAUGAUGCUUUCGUAAAUAUUCUGGCGACUCUUGCAGAUCUCAAGGCACAAAAUUCCACUGAGUUCAGUGUUUUUCGUAUGAACUGUUAUAAGGCACCAGUACCAAACCGGGGAGAGAUAACCCUUGUGCCAGUGGGCACAGAUCGAAAGGUAUUUUCUUUAGAGCAGCCAUCCUUUUAUAAAUUACCCAGUAUCCCAGAAAAUCAUAAUUUAACCAUAUUUCACAAUUUCGCAACGCCUAAUAUUAUGCUAUCUAUAAUUGUUUCACUCAUUUAUGAGCGUCGCAUCAUCAUCACUUCCCGAUAUCCGGAUAGACAUUCCGCCUGCGUGCAAGCGGCCAAUGCACUACUCUAUCCCAUGGAAUGGCAGCAUACCUACAUACCAAUAUUGCCGGCGCAACUCAGUGAUUAUCUUUCCGGAUCUAUGCCAUUUCUAAUAGGCGUGCCUCUGUUUGUUUUAGAAACGAUAUGUAGAGGUGAGCUCGGUGACGUUAUUAUUUUCAAUUGUGACGCUGGCACAUAUGAAAGCUGUUAUAAUGAUGUCCAACUAUUGCCAAGGCGUGUUCUGGCUGAUAUGCAAAAGCAAUUUCGGAACACUCAGGAAAUGAGUGAUGAAUACAUUUCUUAUGUUUUUCUACUGAUGAUGGUGCGUUUAAUUGGUCAAUACCGUGAUGGUAUUAAAUUUAAAUACGGCACACCUUUUUUCUGUGAGUUUGCAUUUUUAUCCAAGUGUCAUCCGACCAAACGUCCAUUCCUGCGCCGAUUUCUACCAACUCGUAUGUGUGUUCACUUCCUAAACACACGCUUAGGUAUGCUAAAGCAAGAAUCUGUGAUAUGGGACCGCUUUGAAAUGGAAAGUGCUUUACAUUCGCAGCGUAAAAAUAAGUCAUGUUGGGCGCCUUCUAAGAAAAAGUAUAAGAAAACAGAUGAAAUCUAUGCGCCCCGCAACAGCCUUCAAAACCAUUUAUUAAAUGCUAUUGAGGUGACUGAGUCUAUAAAGCUGCAAUUGAAGGAGUUACGAAAAUCUCGCGAAUACAAAAAUGCGAAAGCGCAUACAGAUAUGCGCGAGUUGUUCGAAAGCAUUCGUCAUUUACUGGCGUUUGCAAUAUCCGCUUACCGUGGUUUACAAGCACAAAAUGAGGAGGAAAUGAAUAAUCUGGGAUACACAGAAAUUAGUACUCGUACUCGAACAUCUGAACCGUCCAAGCAGGAUAAAGGACGAACCACUAAGCCCAGCUCAAACAGACCUUUCGGAUGAUUAGUUAGGUAACGAGCUUUGCACACAUUAUGUACAUAAAUUUUGUUCUUGUCUGAAAAUUAAGCAAUAAAAGG